Drosophila elegans is the source of this 1364-nucleotide messenger RNA. It is a transcript of the gene Or47b, whose product is annotated as odorant receptor 47b. Gene Ontology annotation, biological process: detection of chemical stimulus involved in sensory perception of smell; sensory perception of smell. The transcript has 7 exons. Gene Ontology annotation, cellular component: plasma membrane. The record is from RefSeq and is a predicted model, not a curated record. Lineage: Eukaryota; Metazoa; Arthropoda; Insecta; Diptera; Drosophilidae. Bases 123 to 1364 code for a protein of 413 amino acids. Gene Ontology annotation, molecular function: olfactory receptor activity; odorant binding.
GUCAUCGACGCAACUUGUGCACAUAUUGUAGCGAAAUUGAUAUCAAUUUGUUUUAAUGGCUGGCCCAUUAUGGUGCCAUUAUAUGGAGCAGGCCGCUGGAUUGGAGCACAGUUUUUACUAUAAUGGCAGACGGUGGCUAUCAAUCAAAUCUUGGCCUUUUGCGGCAGUUCUUGGAUGAGUUUCGCUCUGUUCUGAGGCAGGAAACUCCUGGUCUCAUCCCACGCCUGGCUUUCAACUAUGCCCGCGCCUGUUUGAGUUUGCUGUGCCAGUAUCCCAACAAGAAGUUGGCUACUUUGUCUUUGUACCGCUGGAUCAAUGUGUUUAUCAUGUGCAAUGUGAUGAAUGCUUUUGUGACCAUGGUUUUCGCUCUGCCAGAGUCCAAGAAUGUUAUUGAAAUAGGCGACGACUUGGUGUGGAUUUCGGGGAUGGGCCUGGUCUUCACCAAGAUAUUCUACAUGCGUUUGCGUUGCAACGAGAUUGAUGAACUUAUCUGGGACUUUGACUACUACAAUCGGGAGUUGAGACCGAAUCAGAGGGAUGAGGAGGUCUUGGGCUGGCAGAGAAUGUGCUACUUGAUAGAAUCGGGCCUAUAUAUGAACUGUUUUUGCCUGGUCAACUUCUUCAGUGCUGCUGUUUUCCUGCAGCCUUUGCUGGGGGAGGGAAAGCUACCCUUUCACUCGAUUUGGCCUUUUCAAUGGCAUCGCAUGGAUCUGCAUCCCAGUAUGUUUUGGUUUCUCUACAUCUGGCUCAGUCUGACAUCGCAGCACAAUCUGAUGAGCAUCCUGAUGGUGGACAUGGUGGGUAUUUCCACCUUCCUCCAGACGGCCUUAAAUCUCAAGCUGCUGUGCAUCGAGUUGAGGAAACUGGGUGAGAUGAAGGCCGUAAGUGAUGCCCGUUUUCAUGAGGAGUUUUGUCGAGUGAUUCGCUUCCACCAGCACAUCAUCAGUAUGGUGAAGAAAGCCAAUAGUGCCUUCAAUGCCUCCUUCAACGCGCAGUUGGUGACCAGUUUUUUAUUGAUUUCCAUAUCCACUUUCGAGACCAUGGCUGCGGCGGCCCUCGAUCCCAAAAUGGCAGCCAAAUUUGUGCUCCUCCUGAUGGUGGUCUUCAUUCAGUUGUCGCUUUGGUGUAUUGCUGGUACUUUGGUUUACACUCAGUCUUUGGAGGUGGCCCAGGCUGCAUUUGAAAUAAAUGAUUGGCAUACGAAGGCGCCAGCCAUCCAGAGGGAUAUAUCCUUUGUGAUUUUUCGAGCUCAGCAACCGCUGAUGUAUGAGGCUAAACCCUUUCUGCCCUUUACGCUGGGAACCUAUAUGCUGGUUCUGAAGAAUUGCUAUCGCUUGCUAGCCCUGAUGCAGGAAUCAAUGUAG